Juglans microcarpa x Juglans regia is the source of this 696-nucleotide messenger RNA. RefSeq lists its product as uncharacterized. The transcript has 4 exons. Lineage: Eukaryota; Viridiplantae; Streptophyta; Magnoliopsida; Fagales; Juglandaceae. The record is from RefSeq and is a predicted model, not a curated record. The coding region runs from base 1 to 696 and encodes 231 amino acids.
AUGACCAUUGACAGACAAGUAGUUGCUCCUACACCUGAAGAUGUAAUAGAGACUGAUGAAGCCAAAAAGAACCAGAGUGGAAAGCAAGUUUCCCAACCAGAGAUGACCAUUGACAGACAAGUAGUUGCUCCUACACCUGAAGAUGUAAUAGAGACUGAUGAAGCCAAAAAGAACCAGAGUGGAAAGCAAGUUUCCCAACCAGAGAUGACCAUUGACAGACAAGUAGUUGCUCCUACACCUGAAGAUGUAAUAGAGACUGAUGAAGCCAAAAAGAACCAGAGGAAGCUAAAUGUAAAGAAGAAAGCUUUCCUAACAGAGCAAGUCAGUGCAUUGGUAUUGAGCGAGACUCCUCAGAAGUUAGGAGAUCCCGGCUCUCCGAACAUUUCCAUUAUUAUCGGUGAGUCAGGCAUUGAGAGAGCUUUACUUGAUUUGGGGAGUAGUGUGAACUUGCUACCGUUCUCAGUGAAUGAGGAGUUGGGAUUAGGUGAGCUAAAAAAGACCUCUAUCAUGCUACAGUUGGUUGACAGAUCAGUUAAAGUGCCAAGGGGUAUUGUUGAGGAUGUGUUGGUCCAGGCUACCUCCACUAUUUACCAAGCUCUUGUCAUUCUUGGAAGCCCAUUUCUAGCUAUGUCAAAUGCUUUGAUUAAUUGCAGAAGUGGAGUUUUGACACUUACUUCUGGGAAACAUGGCACUUGA